GGCCUGCCGGCCAGCCCGCCGCCUCCCCUUCGCCUUCGGGGAGCCAUGAGCUGGACCUGCCCGCGCUGUCGGCAGCCCGUUUACUUUGCUGAGAAAGUGAGCUCCCUGGGCAAGAACUGGCACCGCUUCUGCCUGAAAUGUGAACGCUGCCACAGCGUCCUGUCCCCCGGUGGGCACGCAGAGCACAAUGGGAGGCCAUAUUGCCACCAGCCGUGCUAUGGAGCUCUCUUUGGACCCAGAGGAGUGAACAUCGGUGGUGUGGGCUGCUACGUCUACAACCUCCCCACUCCUCCUGCCCACAGCACUCCCCUCAGCCCUAGCAAUUUCAGCCCCCCAAGGCCGAGGACAGGCCUCCCCCAAGGCAAGAAAAGGCCUCUUCCCCAUAAAGGCCCUCCCCACAUGAAGACGUUCACGGGGGAGACCUCACUGUGCCCGGGCUGCGAGGAACCUGUCUACUUUGCUGAGAAGGUGAUGUCUUUGGGCAGAAAUUGGCACCGACCCUGCCUGAGGUGCCAGCGUUGCCGGAAGACCCUGACUGCCGGGAGACACGCUGAGCAUGAUGGCAUCCCCUACUGCCACAUCCCCUGCUACGGCUACCUGUUUGGCCCCAAAGGUGUGAACAUUGGCGAUGUGGGCUGCUACAUCUAUGACCCAGUGGAGAUAAGAUCCAAAUGAGCUGCUCACAGCAGAGGUCAUCCUACCCAAGGCUGCUCGGCAUCCCCUCCCUGGCCCAAUGGGAGCUACACAAUUCACCAUUUUCUUGGGGUGAGGGGAAGGCAAGAUCUUGAGGGCUUGGGCCUAGGUUUCAUGGUAGAUCAGUCUCAGCACUCUCUCAAAUUCUUCUCUUUUUCCUAUUUGGUUAGAGGACUUAGGCCACCUUAACUUAAAUGGUAGCCUACUCACCUUCCCAUUUCCUUUCCUGGCAAAUUUGGGAGCAUCAAUGUAUUUCAUCAAACUUGCUU
Messenger RNA from Perognathus longimembris pacificus (Pacific pocket mouse), 962 nucleotides. RefSeq names its product cysteine rich protein 3 (gene Crip3). The transcript has 8 exons. Bases 46 to 675 code for a protein of 209 amino acids. Lineage: Eukaryota; Metazoa; Chordata; Mammalia; Rodentia; Heteromyidae. The record is from RefSeq and is a predicted model, not a curated record.